UUUGGUAUGCUUCGAAUUUUCUGCCGGAACAUUUUAGUAUACAAUUUUCCAGUAAAAUAAAGUUAGUGGAGUUUAUUUCCAAUUACCUCACUAUAACUUAUUUAUAAUAUAAACGCUUGAUAAAUACUUGCAAAGACUACAUCAUGUCGUCCCAUCAAUACCACCAAAUUGCAAAUUUGCUGGAAAAAAUGACCUCAACCGAUAAAGAUUUUCGGUUUAUGGCAACCAACGAUCUAAUGAUGGAAUUACAAAAGGAUAGUAUUAUUCUUGAUGAUGACUCGGAAAAAAAAGUUGUGCGAAUGGUCUUGAAAUUGUUGGAGGACAAAAACGGCGAAGUGCAGAAUCUGGCUGUCAAGUGUCUUGGCCCCUUAGUCAACAAGGUAAAAGAAAACCAAGUAGAGACAAUUGUUGAUUCCCUCUGUGCCAAUAUGAUGUCAAACACAGAACAGCUACGGGAUAUUUCGAGUAUUGGAUUAAAAACGGUAAUUGCCGAACUGCCUCAGUCUUCGAACUCUCUUGCCCCAAAUGUUUGCCAGCGCAUAACAGGCAAACUAAGUACGGCAAUUGAAAAGGAAGAUGUUUCCGUAAAAUUAGAGUCUCUUGACAUUCUGGCAGAUCUACUUUCUCGUUUUGGAGAGUUUUUAAUUCCCUUCCAUAGCACCAUAUUAAAAUCACUGAUACCACAAUUGGCUUCAUCCCGUCAAGCUGUACGAAAGCGUACCAUCGUAGCACUCUCAUUCCUUUUAAUUCAAGCCAAUUCCAAUGCCUACAAUGGCGUCAUUGAUCAUCUUCUCGAUGGACUCGAAAAACCACCAAACCCUGCUACAAUUCGAACAUACAUUCAGUGUUUAGCUUCAAUAUGCCGACAGGCUGGACAUCGUCUUUGUAAUCACACUAUUAAACGCUCAAUGCGUGUUCUGGAGCAAUAUAGCGAGCAGGAUGACGAUGAAUUACGUGAGUUUUGCCUACAGGCCUGUGAAGCAUUUGUUAUGCGUUGUCCCGAUGCCAUACAUCCACAUAUAUCGAUGAUUCUUGCGCUUUGUCUUAAAUAUGUUACAUAUGACCCAAACUACAACUAUGAGACCGAUGAUGGUGACACUGGAUUUGCAAUGGAUACCGAAGAUGAUGAAUACGUUGACAGCGAGGAAUAUAGUGACGAUGACGACAUGAGCUGGAAGGUUCGACGUGCAGCAGCCAAGUGUCUGGAAGUUUUAAUUGCAACUCGACAAGAACUUAUUGAAGAUUUUUAUCGUACCUUAAGCCCAGCUUUAAUAGCUCGUUUUAAAGAAAGAGAGGAAAAUGUAAAGUCUGAUAUUUUUCACGCAUACGUCGCACUGCUUAAGAGCACCCGCCUGACCGAUGAUGUGACUCCAGACCCUGACUCAAUGGAUCAAAUAUCGGGCCCAACUUCAUUAUUGAUGGAACAGCUGCCACUAAUCGUCAAAGCGGUGCAACCGUUAAUGCGAGAAAAAUCAAUGAAAACGCGUCAAGAUUGCUUCUUGCUGCUGCGAGAGCUGCUAAAUUCACUACCAGGAGCAUUGGGUCCCCAUUUGGAUAGCGUUGUGCCUGGCAUAAGUUAUUCGUUAAAUGAUAAGAGCUCGACAAGUAACAUGAAAAUUGAGUCGCUAGGAUUUCUUUACUCUCUACUUCAAGGUCAUCCACCGAAUGUGUUUCAUCCACACAUACCGUCAUUAGUUCCUCUAGUAGUGACUUCAGUUUUCGAUCCAUUUUACAAAAUUGCCACAGAAGCAUUAAUGGUGCUGCAGCAACUUGUUAAAGUAAUUCGACCAUUGGAUACAAAUGAUUCCAAAUCUGGCUUCGAUGCGUCAUCCUUCGUUGGUCCAGUGUAUUCUUGCACUUUGCAAAAGUUAAAAGUAACAGAUGUAGAUCAAGAGGUGAAGGAAAGAGCCAUAGCAUGCAUGGGACAAAUUAUUGCUAAUAUGGGAGAUAUGCUAAAACCCGAACUGAGCGUUUGCCUACCAAUCUUUAUGGAACGCCUCAAGAACGAAGUGACCCGUCUGAGCAGUGUCAAAGCGCUGACUAUGAUUGCAGCAUCUACGUUACGUAUAGAUCUCACGCCGAUAUUGCAUGAUGUACUACCGACUUUAGGUACAUUCUUGCGCAAGAAUCAUCGUGCCCUGAAGCUCCACUCUUUGGAUCUGAUUAACAAAAUUGUUAUCAACUAUUCAAGCAACUUUGAACCAAAUCUUUUGCAGACAGCUAUAGUAGAAAUUCCACCACUCAUAUCUGAUACAGAUCUACACGUAGCUCAGUAUUCCUUAACCCUCCUGAGUACUGUAGCCCAAAGGCAGCCGCAAGCAUUAGUUGGUAUUCACGAACAGUUUUUACCAUCAGUACUUAUCCUAGUGCGUUCACCCUUGUUGCAGGGAGCUGCAUUAAAUUGCACGUUGGAGUUGUUUCAAGCUUUGGUUCAAACGCAGUUGCCUGGUUUGGACUAUCACUCGCUAGUGUCAAAACUAAUGGCACCAGUCUUGAUCGGUGGUGACAUGUCGUCUAGAAGUUCAACCACGUCCCCAAGUGAACAAUUACAACUUCAUAAACAAGCAUAUCAUUCAUCAGCCAAGUGCAUUGCUGCUCUAACUCAACAAUGUUCGCAAGUAGCGACACCAUUGGCCACAAAACUGAUAACAGACCUACAGAAACGUAACGAUACAGAAGUCAUAUUUUGUUUAUUGACAAUUGGGGAAAUAGGUCGCCACUUUGAUCUGAGCUCCAUACAAGUGCUCCCACAAACUAUAAUCGAAUGCUUUGGUGCAACCUCCGAGGACGUGAAAGCAGCAGCGUCACAUGCGCUUGGAGCGGUGUCUGUUGGAAGUUUGCAAACAUACUUACCGCUCAUUCUAAAAGAGAUUGAAGUACAGCCUAAGCGGCAGUAUUUACUUCUUCAUUCCUUAAAAGAAGUAAUAUCUUCUCUUUCGGUAACUCCUAGUGGACUCGCACAAUUGUUACCAUCAGUACCAUCCAUAUGGACACAGCUCUUCAAGCAUUGUGAGUGUUCAGAAGAAGGUUCACGCAAUGUGGUGGCGGAAUGCCUUGGUAAGCUUGUGCUGGUUAACCCUGAGGAAUUACUGCCGCAAUUACAGCAAGCUUUGCGUUCGGAGAGUGCUACUAUGCGUACUGUUGUUGUCUCUUCAAUUAAGUUCACCAUUUCCGAUCAGCCACAGCCAAUAGAUGUUCUUCUCAAGCAGAGCAUUGGAGAAUUCCUGUUUGCGCUGCGUGACCCAGAGCCACAAGUUCGUCGAGUUGCUCUUGUUGCUUUCAACUCUGCUGUGCACAACAAACCCAGUCUGGUGCGUGACUUGCUGCCAACCCUUUUGCCAUGGCUCUAUUCUGAAACAAAAGUUAAAAGUGAACUUAUACGAGAGGUGGAAAUGGGACCGUUUAAACACACAGUUGACGAUGGUCUUGAUAUACGUAAAGCUGCUUUUGAGUGCAUGUACACCCUGCUGGAGCAAGGCUUAGAUCGUGUUGAUGUAAUGCAAUUUUUAGAUCACGUGCAAGCCGGUCUUUGCGACCACUACGAUAUUAAGAUGUUGACAUACCUAAUGACAGCUCGUUUAGCCGUCUUGUGUCCGGAUAAGGUUUUGCUAAGACUUGAUCAAUUUAUUCAACAACUGCGUGAUACAUGUACACAUAAGGUGAAAGCCAAUUCUGUGAAACAGGAAUACGAAAAGCAAGAUGAAUUGAAGCGCUCCGCACUUCGCGCCGUGUCUGCACUCUCUCAAAUACCCAAAGCAAGUAAAAAAAAAUCAGCAUUUAAUUGAUUUUCUAAAAUCAAUUAAGGAAACUCCGGAACUGUCUAAAAUUUUCGAGUAUAUUCAGAAGGAUUCUGUCACUGGGGGCUCCGAGAUUAUUUUAAUGGAUCAAAGUUAAAGGCCCUGAGCUCGGAAAUAAUUUUAAUGGAUCAAAUGGAUUAAUAAAAGUCAAGCAUAGAUUUAUAA
Molecule: messenger RNA, 3962 nt
Organism: Drosophila guanche
Lineage: Eukaryota; Metazoa; Arthropoda; Insecta; Diptera; Drosophilidae
Gene: Cand1
Product: cullin-associated NEDD8-dissociated protein 1
Exons: 8
Coding region: 144-3785 (1213 amino acids)
Biological process (GO): protein ubiquitination; SCF complex assembly
Cellular component (GO): nucleus
Source: RefSeq, a predicted model, not a curated record